This is a messenger RNA of Schistocerca gregaria, 23105 nucleotides long. Its product is annotated as sodium/potassium/calcium exchanger Nckx30C. Gene Ontology annotation, molecular function: calcium, potassium:sodium antiporter activity; calcium channel activity. The record is from RefSeq and is a predicted model, not a curated record. Bases 150 to 1850 code for a protein of 566 amino acids. Gene Ontology annotation, biological process: intracellular calcium ion homeostasis; calcium ion transmembrane transport. Gene Ontology annotation, cellular component: membrane. The transcript has 8 exons. Lineage: Eukaryota; Metazoa; Arthropoda; Insecta; Orthoptera; Acrididae.
CCGAGCUCGCCGGCGACGCGCUCGGCAACGACACGUUCGUCAACGACACCGAGGUCCCGGUGAAGGCGCCGCUCUUCCCGCGCGACCUCUUCUCGCUGGAACAGCGGCGGCGCGGCGCCGUCGUGCUGCACCUGCUCGGCGUCAUCUACAUGUUCGUAGCGCUCGCCAUCGUCUGCGACGAGUUCUUCGUGCCGGCGCUCGACGUCAUCAUCGAGAAGCUGGACAUCCAGGACGACGUGGCGGGCGCCACCUUCAUGGCGGCGGGCGGCUCCGCGCCCGAGCUCUUCACCAGCGUCAUCGGCGUCUUCGUGUCCUUCGACGACGUCGGCAUCGGCACCAUCGUCGGCUCGGCCGUCUUCAACAUCCUGUUCGUGAUCGGCAUGUGCGCCAUCUUCAGCCGCACCGUGCUCACGCUGACGUGGUGGCCGCUGUUUCGCGACUGCACCUUCUACUCGGCCAGCCUCAUCACGCUCAUCCUCUUCUUCCGCGACAGCUACAUCCACUGGUACGAGGCGCUCAUCCUCUUCUGCUUCUACCUCUGCUACGUGUCCUUCAUGAAGUGGAACCAGCCCGUGGAGCGCUUCGUGAAGAAGCACCUGUACAAGAACCGGGUGACCCGCGUCCGCAGCACCGACCAGCUCAUGCCAUCGCACCAGAGCGCAGCACAGACGCUGCACGCGAGCAACGCGGCCACGUCGAGCCAGACGAGCGUGGGCGGCGGCUCGGGCGCGGGCGGGUCGGCGGGCAGCGCGGCGGGGGCGGCGGGGGCGGCGCCGGGCGUGGCGGGGGCGGUCACCGGGCCCGGGCUCGUCGUGGGCCGGCCCGUCGCCUCCUCCUCGUCCGGCCACCACCACCACCACCAUCACCACCACUCGGGCACCAAGUUUCGGCACGGGCUGCUGCAGCUCAUGAUCCACACAAUCGACCCGCUGCACGACGGCAAGGUGGACGAGAAGGCGACGCAGCUGCACGCGAUCGCGUCGCUCAAGGUGCUGCUGGACGCGCAGCGGAGCAGCAACGGCGCGGCCACGUCCACGGCGGCCAACCACGUGGCGGCGCAGCAACAGCAGCAGCUGCUCCAGCAGCAGCAGCAGCAGCAGCAACAGCAGCAGCAGCAGCAACAGCAGCUGCUCGACAAGGACGCGGAGACGCGGCUGCAGGACCAGCCCAAUGGCGUCGCCGCGGGCAUCGACGACCAGGCCGUCGACACGAUGGUAGAUGAGGAUGAAGAAGAAGCGAAUGAAGCACUGGAUAUGUCAUGGCCAAACACAGCACGUAAACGGGUCACUUACCUACUUGUGGCACCCAUUGUCUUCCCUCUAUGGGUCACAUUGCCUGACGCACGAACUCCAAGAGGCAAGAAGUUCUUCGUCGUCACUUUCCUUGGCAGCAUUGUUUGGAUUGCUGCCUUUUCAUAUCUCAUGGUAUGGUGGGCAAAUGUUGCUGGGGACACCAUAAGAAUACCGCCAGAGGUGAUGGGGCUCACAUUCCUUGCAGCUGGAACUUCCAUCCCAGAUCUAAUAACAAGUGUCAUUGUAGCACGGAAAGGUUUUGGUGAUAUGGCCGUAUCUUCAUCAGUUGGCAGCAACAUAUUUGAUGUAACUGUUGGGUUACCAGUGCCUUGGCUGCUGUUUGGAAUCAUAUAUGGAAGGCCUGUAGAGGUGAACAGUGUUGGGAUGGUGUGCUCAAUCACCAUUCUUUUCAUGAUGCUGGUGUUUGUCAUAAUCUCUAUUGCUUGCUUCCGGUGGAAAAUGAACAAAGGACUUGGUUUCACAAUGUUUCUGCUCUAUUUUGUCUUUGUGGCUGUCUCAUUAAUGUUUGAAUAUAAAUUCUUAUCUUGUCCUGUCUAGUGAUUUGAAAAUGAGCCGAAAGAGAAGAGCACAAUAUUUUUUUACAGUCCGGAGAGAUGCUUGUUGGGUUGUGAGCUUGGGCAGGCCCCAGUGCUCCUGUUUGUUGCAUAAUGAAAUCUAGAAUAAUGUUAUAUAGAAUUAAAUAUACAGACUGUAGAUAUUCAGUUAAAGAGAAGUUUUAUAACAGCUGAAAGACAGUUUGCUUUUCAAAUAAUUAAUAUGUCCAUGACCGAAGUUAUUGAGUGAAUAAGUGAAACUUACUGAGAAAACAUUUCUUUCACAGACUGCAAAAAUGCCAAUAUUACUUGGCUUGCAGCUAUGAGAGUGGAAUAAAAGUUUGUUGUAGCUAUAUAUUUGUACCAUAGAUAAAUUUGUAUGAAACUUCACAUAAACUCUGGAUAAAAUGUUAACAGCAUAGCUGUUAGUCAUUUAGAGGCCAUAAAUGAAAAACACAUGGUUACCAUUCUCACACACUAGUCCAUUUUCAAACAGCUAAGUAAAUUAGAUGAUAGGUAAUUUUUCGUAUGCUGUUAAUAAUAUAAUAAGGCUCAUGUGUCAUAUUGUUGAAGCUCAGUAAUCACUGCAGAUGAAAUAUAACUGCUAUAUAUUUACAAUAAUUAAGGUGUCCAGGGACAAAUAUAUUUUGUGUAUGAAUCUCAUACACCACUAAUAUAUCAGGUGGAAGUCUGUUUCAUAAGAACUAAAAAUAGGAUAAUCUCACAGUGCAUUUAUUAUGUUCCUUAAACUUGAAGGUGAGUGAAAGCUGUGUUUAUUUUUGUUUAAGAUCUAUAGUUUGUCAUGAAAGUUGUAGAGAUUUAAUGUACAUAGUGAUUGAUGGUCCUCAUUUGGGCUGCCUGAAUAGUUAUUGUUGAAAAUUUUUAUAUAAAUAAAAACUUGGUUUAUAGUACCAGAGAUGAAACAGAAUGUACUACAAAGUGUAUUAUAACAAAUAUUUUUCAUAGUUAUGGUGUGCAUAUCAGUUCAUUUGAUGUGUUAUUUCUAUACAGCACAGGUCAUUCAGAUGAUCUGUAACUUCUUUAAGCUGCAAAUUUCCAGUGUUAAGACACAUGAUUUCAUGCCUGCCAAGAGAUAUCUCAUCUAUAUGGCAGUGUGGGAUGUAGACUGCCAGGAUUUGAAAUCAAGUAUAACUUCCUUAAAAACUUAUUUUAUAAGAUUGCUUUCAGUAUGUCUUCAGCUACUAAAUUUGCAUCUUUUUAUUAAAUUUCGUUUGAACCAACUUGCUGUUAAAUAUGCUAUCUAAAGAAUGACAUGACAUUUAGCUCAUCAACUAACAGUACACAUUAUUAUUUGAUGUAUUGACUCUUAUACAAUGCUCACAAAGAAUAGCUGUGAUACAGGAUAAAUUUUGAAAAGAAAGCUUUUUUUUAAUAAAUCAUAAAAGUUACUCCUUCAUGUUACAGAGUUAAUGACUGUCACAAUAUCACUUACUACUUUUCUCUCUAACCUCUGUUACACAUACCAUCAGCUUUUGUGACAUAAUUACUGAAAACAGUUUGCCAGAUGAAAUGACUAAAAGUUUUUAUAUAUUAGUUACUGCAAUUGUCAGUCCAGCCAUGUCCUUGUGUUGCACGAAUUUACUAAAACCCCAUCUUAGCACAAAUAUUUCUACUGAAGAUGCACAUAUUUCUGCAGGUUUACAAGGUCCAAUUCACGUAAUUCUAUUUUAUAGAUUAACACCAGAUUUUGUAGCCUCAAUAACUUACUUACUUCAAACAUUAUAAAUAACCAACAGUGCACUAUCUACAGAUCACAACUUUUACACGUUUUUGAUAGAUAAAAUUAUGGAAAUAUAAUUUCACAUUACAAAAUUAAUGUUCUAAAGAAGAUCAGUGGAUGCUAUAGAAAAAUUGCACAACUACAAAAUGAUCAUGAGUGAAUGAAUGUUAAGAAUCUGUUAGAAUAUAUGUAGUUAACAACUAAAUUUUGUAGAAUGCAUUUGAGUGGAUGAGUGUUAAUAUUUUCUUGGUUAAUAUAGCCCUCAAAAUCAGAUAUAUCUAUUGCAAUCCUGCUAUGUGCUUCUAUAGAAUUUAUUUUUGUCUCUGCUCCAGCUACACCAGACAUAAAUACACUGUAAUAUGUACCAGAAAAACUAAAUCCUGUGACAUUAAUUGUAAGAACAAUACAUACACAACCCUCAAAAGCAGAUGCAUGAAGUGUAGCACAUCCCUCUCCUCUGUGCUGUCCUCAUUUAGUUUCAUUCCAAAUACUAUUCAUCUAAAAGUUAAGAAAUUUAAAGGCAAAAUCCAAAUAUAUAAAGUGACAUUAUAUAAGGAAAAAAGCAUUUAUUUACUAACCACUGAGGCAAAAGCAGCCAUAUCAGUGCUGAGUGACAAACACAGAAAAUAUAAUUUUACUUUGUUAGUUUCUUCAUGAGGAAGAUAAGCAGUCUGAAAAAUUAUGAUUAAAAAAAUUAAUCAAGGAAUAAAGGGCAAGUCACUACAAAGCAGGCAUCAGGGCAACUAAAGCAACCAAUAAGGGAAUAGAACUAUCAACAACUUUAAUCGUUGAGGCUCCAAAUUCAGACAAACAACAGUGAGUCAGACAUAACAAACAGAUUGUUGUGAGAGCUAAAACCUGAAACAGAAUUACAGGUUAUGGAAAGAAACAAGAGAUAUUCAGUAAAUAUGAGAGACAAAAUGAAUGGGGAGGAGAAUGAUGGGAUGGUGUGCACCAAAACAUUUCAAGUACUUAAGUCUGUCAUUCAUCUGAGCUUUGUUUAUUCCAGUCUCUUCUCCUUCCCCUCUGCUUUUCCAAGAUUCUGACAUUUUUACUUCUGGUUCUGUUGCUUAUAGUGUCCACUUUCAUAUAUGUCCAUACCUCCACAAUUUUUCUUUUCCUUUCUAACUCUUUUUUUCUGUUAUUCAUUCUCACUUUUUUGUGAUUCAUAUUUUGUCUCCAUCCUCACCCUGUGAUAUCAUUAUGGUCUGAAACUACCAUGUUCUUUUCUAAUACUCAUAAUCUGGUUGACUAUGACUCAUUUUCAAUCAAAAUUUUAAUUUUUCUAUCCAGUAGUACCUAAAAUUUCAUAGGCAGAUACUUUUACCACCACUGGUAUGAAAUAUGGAACAUCUUUCCAUUUCUCCCUUAUCUAUAGUGUUUUACUUUGUAUUCUACUAUCUCUUGUCUACUUCUUGUCCCAGUAGAGGAGCCUCAACAAUAAAAAAAACUAAAAUUAAAUAGAAAGUUCUGAAAGCUUUAGGUUUAAUAUGUAAUUUAUCUGUUUGUUUGUCAGUCAACUCUGGUAUACGUUCUCCUGUCCCACUGACUGGUAAGUAAAUACUUUUUUCUGUUCCAGAAAGUGUGCAGUGAAACAGUUUCAUUUAUUAUAUGUAACACAUGCAGAUUUGUAAGUUUGUAGCACUGAAGUUGGCAGUUUGAUAGAAACUACAUUCCUGUAAAAUGGAAAAGAUUCUGCAGAAUGUCACUCAAAUGUUAUAUUAUUAUAUAUUAUGAAAUCCUUGGUGAAUUAAUGAAUUCUUUAACCCAAAAUAUUACUACUUCAGGGCAAAGCCAACAAACGUCAUUCAUUAUGAGCUUUUUAAGAGAUUUGAUCUUCUCACUACUGAAGUGUUAUUCAUUCUAAGAUAUUUUUCCUUGUGUGCUCAAAAGGUCUUACUGUGAUUUCACACAAAUUCCUGAUAGCAUCAUUUAUUAGUACACUAUUUAAAUUUUAAUUACUAAUAUUAUAAAUAUUCCAGUUUCCAUAUGCCAGUAGGUGAAAAGCACCUCAUGACCUUGUAACUUAACUGUAAAUAUUCCAUUUUCCAUAAACUAGUAGGUGAAAAGAGCCUUAUGACCUUGUAAUUUAACUGCACCAAUGAUCAUCUACAUAUCUGAUAUGUUGUUCUCUAGCUACUGAGCAUUUAAUUGCUUACAAUCAUAAAACAGCAUCUGUUUCACACAGCAAAAUUCACACUCCCACAUGCCAGUGCCAUGCAAAACAGUGAAACAAAUAAAAAUUCUGUAAUGCGAGAACAUACUGAAUCCAAAAACUUAACGGUACAGUUGUAAUAGCAAUUCUGUUGUGGUAUAGAACAGAUAAAGGAGUUACUCAUACCAUUACAAUUACCAGAUUAUGAGGCUAUUCUGUCCAUGUGUGUGUGUGUGUGUGUGUGUGUGUGUGUGUGUGUGUGUGAGAGAGAGAGAGAGAGAGAGAGAGAAAGAGACAGACAGAGAUUUGAAGAUAAGUAUGUCAAAACAGAAAGAAUCCAAGAAUCCACAAUUGAUCAAAUUACUACAAUUUUUUGAUAGAUCAAUUAUUUAGUGUAUUAACAAAUUGGAAAUUUUUUAGUUUGAGUGCUUGCUGGCAAGCUAUAUUUUUCACUAACUGAAGUGUCUAGUUUGCUUCACUUUCUUACUAACUAAAGUUCACAGGUGUUUUUGGUAUUAUCGGUCUGAAACCUAGUUUGUUUCAUCUGACGAAUUAACGAAUACUACAUCUGGUUCUCAGAAUUUCCCCAGUUUCACACUGAUUGUAGUGUCCAUGCUUUCAAGGAGAUUACAGUAUGACCACUCUUGAAUCAAUUAGGUACCUUCAUUCCAUUUCUUCAUAACAAACUCAAAACUGUUCCUUCGUUAAGAUAGAGAGCAACAUUCUGAAUAAGAACAUGCUCUUUUCAUUUCUGCCAGAAUGAUUUUCUUUGUAUAUUUAUCUAGGAUCAUCAGAUUUUAUAAUCCUGUUCACAUAGGCAUGUGGAACGCUUUGUUUCUGCAUUAAUGUAUGUUGUGUAUAAUAUCUUAACAAGUAUGUUAUUACUAUAACUUUCCUCCUAUAUCCCCAUAAUAAUUUUGUCACAUAGUAUUGGAGGAAAAGAUUAAUUUUCUAUAAGAUUCAUCUAAAACAUGGAAAAAGAAUAAUAGAGAAUGACAGAGAGAUAAUAACAAUGAACUCUUUACAGCAGGCAUGCUGCCAUCAGCAUAGAAAUACUUGCACAUCUUCAAUUAUUUUGUUUUAGAUGCCUGCUAAUCAUUGUAGAGCACAAAAUUUGGCAAGUAACAUAGCAGUUUCCAACAUAAACCAGUUUGAAAAUUCUGAUAAAUUUAUAACGUGCAGGAGAAAUUUUUUCACCUCCAGAAAUCCAAGAAAUUAAGUUUCCAACAAAUAGCAUCAUCAAGGAUAUAGUAAGCAAUUUUGUGCAACUUUCAUUCCAGAUUGACCUUUAUUCUACUAAUUUGACACUUUAUAAUAUUAAAAAGUACAUUUAUUUGUGUAAUACUACUUAUGAAUUACUGAACAUUUGGGGAAACUAGCUUCAGACUGAACUUAAACAACACUGAAAAACAUUUGUUGUAUAAAUAUCUCUAGCUCUUGAGAUGAAUCUUACAUUAAGAGACACAGAAGAGAAACAUCUGCUUACAAAAUAUUGCAGCAGAGCACACACUCUCCCCUCUACCCCAACCCUGUAUGAAAAGCAUCAGAAGCAGCAAUGAACCGUAAUGGCCAAAAUUCAGAUUCCAAAAUACUAUUAAUAUCCUGUAGAGGAGUGAUAGUUCAAACCAAGGGCUUCCAGUUCUGGAGUGUAAAUCAUCAUUAACAGAAUAUUAUUUGGAAUGUAUAAUCUAUCACUAUUCCAGAUUCAUUCAUCCACAGAUAUUGAGUUUGGACCUUCUGUCAAGCAGCCUUGAAUCUCUCCUCCACAAUUCUUCAUUUCCUUUUCCUGUUAAUUCUUACAAUGUUCUGAAAUCUCAAGGUUGUCUAUGUUUCUUAUUGUUUCUUCUCUGACUACUCACACUCUAUUCUGUUCGUUUUUCUCCCAGCAGUUGAUAAGUACAAGCAGUCUCCAUUUCUCAUUUUCCUAUUCUGAAUAUACCAGCUUAAUUAAUUUUAUGAGUGAUAAGUUUGAACUACAACAGCCUUGUUUCAUUGAGAUACUACUUACAGUCCCACUAGUGUCAGAGCCUGUGUUGAAACCCUAUCAUUACUACAAUAAUUCCACACAUAUUGGUUGGUCAACCUAGCAAUAAAAUAAACGAGCAACAUGAUGCAAAGCUUUAAAAUUGAGUGUUUCACUUUGUGGGAACUUCUCAUGUAAUGAACUGCACUUUAGAAAACUUAUAUUAAAUUUUUACACAUGUUGCAAACCAACGGUUAUUUAAUAUCAUCUGUAGCCUCAAAAGCACUUUUAUUUCAUAUCAUAUGGCUAAAAAUGAAAAUGAUAAAUUUAAGCAGAUAAAAAGUUCUAAUGCUUAGAGUUCAGGUUGCAGCUCUAUAGUUACUUACAUGUUCGAUAAGUCACUCGCACAAUAUACAAUACUGACUGGGAAUAUGUCAAUGUACAGAUUAUGAACUUAACUUGUAUCUAAAUAAGGCUGGAUGUCGACCAUCUACAGAUACGUUCACAUAAAUAAAAGUGAACAGAACAUAUAGUUUGCAGGAUAGAAGGUGCUAUCCAGAAGAAAGAUUUUUAACUUACUGCACAUUUAGUUUGCAGAAUCACCAUUGGUUCUUUUAUACAAACUGGCAGAUACUGUAUCCCACUUAAAAUCCCCACCAAACCUUGCCUCAGAGUUACUCUUAUCCCAACUUUUUUGAGUUUCAUUUCCACUCUUUAUGAUAAACUCACUGUCUCUUGAAAUUCACACUUAAACUUCCCUACUGUCAGGCGAACUACACAUUCAAAUUGGUGGAUGGGUUUGGUGAUUUUAGCCUUCAAAUUUUGGACUGUGCUGUUUCUCACAAUUUAACAUCCUACAAAUUGCACUCUUGAAAUUAAGAGUGAAAAUAAAAUCAGCAGUAUUUAAGAACAUUUCUGGCAUGAUACACUAUUUUCUAUUAGACUACAUCUUAAGCAGUGGACCCCUAUUGCUGUCUCUCAAAAAUGAGUUUAUACAAAUUUUCACCAGCUGUUCCACUAAAAAAUAAUACUCAUAUUUUCAAUCAAAUUAUAAACACGUAUGUUACAUUAAGAUGCCACUAGAAGUGUGUUAUUUUUGCCAGUAUAAAAGUUUAUCGUUUUCAUUUCAUUUACAAGAGUGCCUCUAAUCAACAUUGUUUAAGAGGGUAAAUGGUUGCAGAUAAACUCAUGAAAAUACUUGAUUGUAUGAAGAAGAUCAUAAUUCAUAGAAACAAGAUGGUCAAGUAAAUGAGAAAGAAAAAGACAAAGUUUGAAAGCAUAUGACCCGCCUCACUUUGGCAUUGUUCACUUUCCUUCUCAGCAGUUCCAUUGGACUGAAUAGUUUUUUAUUGCCUAAAUAGUGUGCCACCAAUAUUAUGUGAUAUUUUAGUAUUUUAUGUUCACAAUACAAUUAAAACACAGUUUUAGUUGGGAAAAUCCUCCACAUUUGAUGGAAAGAGCAACAAAGCCAUUGAUAACCAAUUUUUAAAAAAAAAGAAAAAAAACAUUAUUAUCACAACAUAGCAAGGUAUUCACCAGGAGAAGGAAUGCCAGCAGAAAAGGCAAACAGGUGUAACAUCAUGAACAAAAGACAAAAGAAACUCAAGAGUUUCAAAUCAGUUCUGAUCAGGGAAUGGUAGUGAGGGAAAGUAUGUUCACUGUAUAAAGGAACAAUUAAGGAAGCACAUGCAGCAUGUCAUGAAAAUGAAGAGAUAAGAGGAUAUAACAAAUUAGAUAUUUUUAAUAAGACAAUCAUGUGUUCAUAAUUUCUAUUUCACUAUAUUCUAAUGCAGCUUUCUUAUUCUAUGGCCCUAAGGCAAUUUUCAGACUAGUGUUACUUGCAGUUUCUUUAGGUUUCUUUCUGUAACCUUUUAUUACUUAUUCAUAAAAAAAUAAUCCUUCCUUCAAAAAGCUUGUAAUUGAGUCAUCUUCUAUAACUGAUUAUUGAAUGGCUCAUUGUUUCCAUUAAUAGACACCUUUAUUUGAAGCUACAUUUUCUCUUUCCUUCCUUGGAAACUUUUUUGUAUGAUUAUACACUAACUUUAGUAUCAUUAAUAUCAUCAUAGAAAUACAAAAUUUUGUGCUGUCUGUAAACUAUGUUUCUUAUUGAACUCAUGCUACUGUUUUUAUUUUCAUACAGAAUAUUUACCUCUUUUCUCCAGUCCUCACACAUUUCACCAGCCUUAUCUCAUUCCCUUGUCUGUAACAUUUCUUAACAGUUUAUAUUUCCUCAACUGCUUUCUAAAAUAUUUCAGUGCUCCUUAAUGUUGGACUGGCUUAUGCUUUACCUGCUUCACCUUGUAACUGAUAUUCUGUUACUAUUGCUCUUACUCAUAAAAUUAUGCACAAGUCUUGUCUUUUCUAGAAUGGUACUUCGUGAAGUUCUCAUGCCAUACUGGGUAUAAAAAUAUUUAAUAGGCAUUUUAUUUCUUCUAAAGACUACAAUGAAUGUCUGCGUGUUGGUCUUUCCCCACAAGUUAAAAGUUUCUUACCAAAAUCUUCAACAAACUAAAUAGGUAAAAAUAUAACUCUCUUCCUCAACAUCAGGCUCUUGUUAUUACAAGUUUGCAUGUGUUACAUUAUGUAUUUAUAAUUCAUUUUUUAAGUGUCAUUAGAAUAAUCUUUAUAAACUGUUUUUCUCUUUCAAUUUUUAAAGUUACUGUACCUGAAAAUUAAGGUAUCUGUUGCCAAAAUGCCAAGUUUCUUAACACAGUCUAAUGAACCCAAUUUUUUAAAAAUGAAAACUUUUAUGUUCUCAUGUCCUAAAUGAAAAGUAUCUUCACCACAGCAUCAACCUCUUUCUAUUGAAGGUGCUUCAUGCUUCAUUAUAAUCAAUUCAUUUCAAAUUUUUGUGUGUAAUGUAUAACAUCUCAGAGAAAUUACAUCGAAUUUGUAGUCAUUUCUAUGAUUUUAAUACAUAACAGAUAAUCUGAUAUACUUUAUUUUUGCAGCUAUUCUGUGAAUAUUCUUUAAUUAGGAAAAAUGUAUUCAAAAUGCCACAUAUGUGUCACUGGAAUCACUACAGAACACUUUUUGAGUGCAUUAUGUACAUUUAAAUGUAAUUGUGCAGUUAUCCAGACUGUGUCACAAAAAUGCAUAAAACUUAUGGCACAAAAGACUUGAUAUAACAUUACCUUGAAAGCUUAUUUGAGAAUGGAACCCUUCUAUGCUUCGACCAUAAACUGCUGUUCUAAUAUGACAAAGUGCUUCCAUUCUAAAAUGUCACGGAGGUGCAGUCAACAAUAUUAAUUCUUAAAAAACUUCAAAGAGUGAUUAAUAUUUGUACAAGUGCUCAUAUUUAGUGAGUGGUUGUGAAAGUGUUGAAGUGGUGGAAAGCAAUUCAUUCUGCUACAGUAACAGACAAGUGAAUAUGUGAUCUGCAAAUUUCAGUGUGAGCUCUAAGAAAACUCUUGUGAGCUUUCUUGUUACAACAAAUAAUAUUCUGUGAGAAGUGAACUAUGAGGAAUAAAGUAUAAGGAUGAUGACUUCCAUAUCAUAAGUAAAACUUCUCUUUCAUACGAUUAGCAUACUAUACAGAAGCAUUUGUAAUAUUGCUGGCUUGCACAGCGAUGAGAGCAAUAAAUGUAGUGGCAUGUAGUGAGUUAAUUAUACUUCUUGUUAAGUCUAUACACCUAUCGAAAAUGUGUCUCUUGUGGAACUUUACUUCUCAAAAAGACUCAAGUUCUCAACAAUUUUAAGCAGUGGUUGAAGCAGCUAUGUGUGGUACAGAGAGACUUUGUCCGAUAUGCAUCAUCUGAUGGACGGAAGCAUAACUAAGCAAAGAAUAAAACAUUAAAUUAGGAAAAGAUAAAUAAUGUUAUAUUAAUUCUAAGAUCUGAGAAAAAGUAAUUAGAUAUAGCACAGAUUUAAAAAAAAUGAUUGUAUAAUUGUUUAAUAUGCUGUUAAUGUAUAAUAUAAUAUUUUUUAAACAAUAAUUGACGUAAAAGACAAUAGUCCAAUUUUUGAAAAGCAUGUACAUUGAACAGAAUGAUGCAUUUCAAGAAUAUGUUGUUUCAGGAGCCAAAUCCAAUAGUAUGUACUUAAGUUACAUGGUUUCAAAGACAUUUUUACAAUGAAGAGAAACAGUUUCUAAAUUUUUUUAGAAAAGACAAACACCAUAAUAUUUAUGAGACAGCCAUGUUAAAUCUUUUUGUAAUAGAAAAAUGGAAAAUUCCAUGUCAUACAUGUUCAUUUUGGGUACAUGUAGACUAUUAAGUUAGCCAAACCAACCCAAAAUUUGUUGUCAAUAUUAUUGUGAUCAUUACACAACAAUGAACUAAAACAAUUGUCAUCAAAGUAUAUCGUACUUCAAUAGGAUGCUCAAAUUAAUGUAAUGUGUAAAAACUUCUUUUAUCUGUACCGCAUACAUAAGAUUUAAUGAAGCACAGUACUCUUUCUUCAUUCCUGAAAUUCUUAUAUAAACAUGUCUCUUAAUGAAACACAAAUGUCAUAUCCAUUUACACAACACCUUGUGUCAGUAACAGUAUCACCGGUACUGUUCGCACACCUCAUACAUCAGAGAAGUUCUAUUACUGUUCAUAUCUUUUGUAAAAAUAAGAUUAACAACUUUCCAAUCAACUGAUUACCUUAGUGGAUGAGCUAAGACUACAUCAACAUAGCAUUAAUCAAAUACUAUAAAAAUAUUUGCCAUUUACUGUUUUGGCUCAAACAUAGUUUCAACUGUUUUAUAUACCUCAUAACAAAUAACUUAAUAUUUUAAUUUCGAACAAGAAUAUAAAUUCAUGGAAUAAAUUUUGUUGCUUUAUAGCUUGUAAAAAUUUUAAGUUUAUCAGUUUAGCUACAGUCUGUUUACUAAAAAGUGCUCAAGAGACUAAAUCCUGCAUAUUAAUAUUUAUUUCAAUGGUAAUUAAAACUGUUAAUUUCCCUUUGUUGUUUUAAUACAUCUUAUCUACAUACAGUUUCUCAAACUGGCUGUUUGUUGUAAUGGGGUAUAAACAAUACAAUAAAUUAUAUUACUCUUGCAGCAACACAUUUGCAUAAUUGAUUCAAUGCUAUGAAUGUUCAUUUUUACAACCUAAUUUUAAAUGUAAUUUCACAUUUUCAGAUUUCAGACACAGUUACAUAGUACAGACCAUCUCGGUGAACCAAGAAGUUUAGGAAUCUCUCACACCCGGUAUUACAGUAGAAAGUAAAGUCAUAUGGGUGGAAGAGUAGAAAACAACCAUAUGUCACAACAAAGGACAACAUAACUUGAUGUCACAUAGAGAAACUUGCUAUAUCCAUUAACAUUCUUUUCACGUUGUUACAUGUUUCUAUGCCAUUCAGCCUUCCGAAACACUUUUGUUUACAAUUAUUUUGACUUACCUACGAUUUUUUUUGUCAUAAAUCAAAAUAAUAAAAAUAAGGUAUCAGUUAGCUAUGCAUCUUGGUAUAUAACUUGACUAGGAGAGAAUGACUGAUGAAUAAUACAACAGGAAAAUCACACACUGUUUUCUCCAAAUUAUUUGUUAUUGAAGCAAAUUUUCUGGUAUCCUCCUUUUAACAUCAGUUCAUAACACACUCAACUUAUGUCAAUGUGAUUUACAUGGCACUCUAGCUCUUCAUGUUUCUCAGUAAUUGUCACUUAGCUUUGUGAAACUCUUACAUCAGUACUUGCUUUGAGUGUCUCUCAAUAAUGUUCUUCUGAUGCUUUGAUUCCAUCCAUAUCUGACGACAUCACUGUUUAAAAGUUGCUGGACAUAGUCUUUUGCACAAAUCCAGCAUGUGGUUUGACUAGUAUAGUUUGCUAUCAAUCUGCAAUUCCGGCUGUUUUUAAGUAUCCAUCUUAAUUAUCUGCUAGUCACCUAAUUUUUCUACUAUUUCUUCUUCUUUUAAGUAAGUUUGAAACGGAAUAGACCUUAUUUCACUGUAUUUAAUACAAAAGGCCACAUAUGUUACACAGUUCACAAUAUCAACAAAAAGGCUGUUAACUGACACCCCAAGGAUGACCAAGGAAUUAUCAACAAGUACUGCAAAGUCAUUAGCAAAAAUGGUGGAUUUAGAAUAUUCUGUACAAAGAGGUAGAUUGUUAUAAAAAAUAAUAAUAGGUAUGGGGCCCAGAACUACAUCUUGAGGCACUCCACAUAGGAAGUACCCAUUCUGAUGGUGCUGAGAAACCUUCUCCAAUUUCCAACACAACUUUCUGCUUUAUGUUAGAAUGGUAUGAACUGAGCCACUUUCGUGCUGCACAACUUAGACCUAUUGAUUUGUUAAAAGUAUUUGGCGAUAGAGACAAUUAAAUGGUUUUGUGAAAAUACAAAUACUUAUUCUUCUGUUGGUAACCCCUUCUAUAACCCAAGCCUUUCAGGAAUUAUUCCUUAUUUAAGGGAUGCACCAUACAUGUGGCAAAGGAUUUUACUGACAUGGCUGCACAAGUAUUUUAAUAAAAUGGAGAUACGUUGUCAACUUCAACAGAGUUUUUAUUUUUAUGAGACAAUGAUUCUUUCAAUUUACUAUACAAUAACUUUAUUGCUUGGAAAUGCUGCAAUGUGAUAGGUUUGCUCAUUUGCAGAACAUUUCAUAGUUUGAUUUAUGGAACAUCACAAUCCUAUUUGUCCCAUUACUGUUAAAAAUCUUUUGUUGAAUACAUCAUCAACUAUAUUUGAUAAAAUUGUUUAAUUGUGCAGAUCAAAAAUCUACUCACCAAGCGGCAGCAGAACACACACACAUAAAAGACUUUUGUGGUUGGCAAGCUUUCGGAGCCAGUGACUCCUCCAGGCAGAAGCGUUGAAGGGGAAGGAAGAAGGGUGAAGGAAAAGGACUGGAGAGGUCUAGGAAAAAGGAAAGAUUUUGGGAAAGUCACCCAUAACUGUGGGUCAGGGGAGACUUACGAUACAGGAUGAGAAAGAAAAACUAUAUUUGAAGCACUAACACAAUGGUCCUCAUUUUUUAUUUGGAAAUUUUCUCUACAAACUGCACUUUUCUGUUUACAUUUUACAAAAUUCCAGAUAGUUUCCACUUUAUUGUUGGAGCUGUUGAUUUCUACCUAAAAGAACGUGUUCUUUGGCAUCUGUAUGAUCUGUUAAUACUUCUAUUGUGUAGUCUGUAAUGCCUAAACUUACUGGAAUCAUUUAGUCUCUUAGCUAUGCUCCCUUUUCAUUCUACAAGAACUCUUGAUAUCCUUAUUAAUCAAAGGCCUUCACAUAGAUUUGUAACCUCAUUAAUUAAUAUAUUGAAUUUGGAGUCAAUAUCAAGAGCAGCAUAUACAGGAGAGCAGUCCACAAGCUGUAGUGGACAAUUACAGUUUUCAGUGGUGUGUUUGUUUAUAAUCCUCAAGUUCUGCAGAAUAAAAUUUAAUUUUCUGUGUAUAUUAACAUGGUUAGACUAGAAUUUACAUAGACCCUCUUUGUAAAAGUCUAUUCUUUUCAAUUCUGAUAUAUUCUACAGUAGUACACUAUGGAUGAUUCACAUUGUAUUAGACAGUUUCAGUGAUUGAAGUACAAUCAAACCUCACAUACUCUUCUAACCGCUGUACACAUUACCAACUAUGAACUGCACUCAGUAACCUUUUCUGGCACCAAAAUAAUACUCUUUUUAACUCUGCAUGGAUUGAUGUGCCACAAUUUCUUCUCAAAGGGCGAAACAGACAGAAAAUUAUAAGUUCCUGUAACCUUCUGUUCUUCAGAUAAUCCUUACUUAUUUUGGCCUGUCAGUGCAAUAUUUUCACAGAGAGACUAGGGGAAUGGUGUUUACUGACAAGAAGUUACACUAUCACAAAUAGUCCCCCAAUAACUCCUCCGAGAUGCUGACAGAACCUUUAAUACUUUAAUAAUGCAGAGAAGUCUAUGUUCUCCACUUUUCUCCAAAGUCUCUUCACAAAGUGCACUACCUUUUUCAAUACUUUAUGAUAUGGCCAAAUGUCAGUAGCAAUAACAACAAUAUGGGGAAGAUUGAUUCCUACUAACAACAGAAAACUGUUCCUGUUUUCAUUAUUAAAUAAAAUUGCAAAAGAUAAAUCACUGGUGGAGAUGCUUCAGUCACAUAGUCUGCAAGCUCAUUGAGAUCAUCCCACACACAACAAUCUGUGUCCCACUGCCAUCAGUGGUUUGGUUAAUGAAAUCUGGAUCUGGAAAGCAUGUGUUUGAAAUGCACCCUUAUUCUUACCCUGAUAUUUACAAAUUAGUAAAAGUAGAAAGAAGAUGACUCAGUUUAUGAUGAACACAGCUGCUUCCUUGCCCACCUUUCUCCUGCUAUGAGAUUGCUUCAUAUUUAAUGGUCUCAUCAAUGACAUUUCAAAAGUUAAUGUUUUCAUUUAUUGCUCUGCACUUAGGUGUUUUCUAAUGCACGUAAUCCUUUCAAUUUUCAAGCACUUUGAAGAAAUUUUACAAUGUAAAACAUUUUCAUGGCCAGACUCCAACAAUGAGUAUAAAGUGCUAUGAAUUCAAGUUUUAUUCCCUGAUAGCACUGGGUACUGCUUUUUUUAAUUGAAAUUUUUUAAUGUCAGUAUCACAAUAGUGACCAAUGAAAAUACUAUUAUCAAACAUACUCGGAAAUACACCUAUUAUUAUCGUCAACUUGCUCAAGAAUUAUGCAGAUUAGCAUCACAAAUAAAAUCUAAAAGACUACUCUAUUAUUAUCAUUUACAACAAAACAUUUUAAAUAUUUCAUGAUAUGAUUUUAGACCAGUUAACUGCUCUUUUAAUUUUUAUUAGUGUCACUCAUUGCAGUUUGAAAUUUGCAGGUAAUGAAAGAAUGUUAACAUACUAUUUUUGAUGGAAUACUAGUAUUGAUGUAUCCGUUCUUGAAUAAAUAAAACACAUGAGAAAGAAAUUUUUUUUGGAAAAUGACAGAUCAUAUCUGAGGUGAAAUAUGUUAGAAACAGUAUUCCACAUAUAAAAAAAUUUGCUCACAUAAUCUUUGUGUAGUUGUUGAUUUCUGCAUGUCAUUUUUAUAUUUAAUGGAUGAAAGGAACAACAGCUUUUACAAAAUUGAUUUUGAUAUUCCACUUCACAAUUGCUUCAUUCUUAUACAUUUUACUUCAGCAACCAGUAAACUACACUGUUAUGAAACAAAGCAUAGCAGUAAGUCUGUGAAAAACAAGUUGAAAAUAAAUAAAUAAAUAAUAAAGAACUACCAGAAAAGCAAUCAUGUGCCACCUGCUUCCCUAUACAGUUGAUGUAGUGUGGUGAAACUUGGUUUUGUCUUUACAAUGUCACUAUUAUCUUAGCUAUUAUGUUAUUGCUAUAACCCACAGGGCAGGCUAUAGAUGUGAGAAAACGGUUCCAGCUAUUUAUUUAAAAGCAAGAGAAUAAAAAUUAUAUCACUGUCUUUAUGUAUUAUCCGAAAUACCAUAUUCCUCAAGUGCGAAUAAUCUGUGUAACAUUCGACUGCGUGUUUCAUUGAGUUAUAGUCCCACAUUUUGAGUUCGUUAUUUUUGUGUUCCACGAAUCAUAAUUGAAAUCUCUCACUAUGAUAGUAUGAUUUUUUGGUGACCAAUUUGGCAACAUGCUGGGGAUUAAUACUUAAUUCUGUGUACAAUCUCACUUCGAAUGAAACUCAGGUCAGGUUCUCAUAUAAAACACUACACAGUUACGCUAAUUUCAUAUUUCUGAUGUGGCCAACUACAGUAGUUGUUUGGCAGCCACAUAUUUAUGGUAAGUAGAAUAUUUCCGUGCAGCUAUUAAGAAUAUUAAUUCCAGUAAAAAGUAAAAUCUUCUGUUUCCACUAAUAACAGUAAUCAACAAUACUAGAAGGAACAGAACCAAUAAUAAUCUUGUGGUGUUUCAGUUCUUCAUAUUUUGGUGCUUACUAAGAAACUGGAUGAGGAAUUCUGCCUUAUAAAAGAUACCUUUGGACCUUUAGUUUACCCAGAAGUGAUUGUUGUCAAAUAUUAUACAAGGUUUGUUUACAGUUCACAGUUGAGAUACAUCUCAACAUAUCUCAUCUGUGAACUGUACACAAACCAUGUAUAAUAUUUGACAACAGUCACUUCAUUCAUAAAUGUAAAUAUUCUGUACCAAAUGUGUUCUCUAAACACUGCUAUGUAAUAACAGUUUUGCAGAAAGGAAAUAAAGUAAUCCAUUGAAGAUAGCAAAACAAGUGCUGAAAAGUGUCUGAAUAAAACAGAACUCCAAAAGUGUCUUGCAUAAGGUGGAAUUCCUCAUCCAACAGAACUGAUGCAAUUUGUAAUAACUGAUCAAACAAACUGCAUAAUAUCUGCUUAUUUUUCUGCCAUGGGAAGAAUAAAAAAGUCUAAAGUCAGUUAUCCACAUUGUUUGUUCCAUUCUAGAAGUAAGAACCUGCAGAAUUAAUGCUUUAACAAGUUCAACUUAAUUCUUUAUAGAGAUGUAAUCAGUUCACUAGUCUUAAUUUAAGUUUACAUCAGACAAUAUGCAUAAAUAUUUAGCAAAAGAAAGUAAACAUAAUGCUUAAAAAGGACUGUAGUUACCAAAACAAGGCAAAACCAACAACAACAUUCAGAACCAUGCACUAUCACUUAGCUCAUUGCCGUAUCUUACUCUCUUGACAUCCAACAAUAAUAAUUAAUCAAAACAGGGAAUGGUGGCAAGAAAAAAUACAUAAGGAAAUGACCUGUUCAGCUCUGUGUCUCAGGGAAGAGAGGCAAUGCAAAUCCACAAGGAAAGCAUUAUUAUUCUGUCUUCCAGCAGAAAAGAUUCAACACUCAGGUGGCCGAAUAAUCACCAGGUCAGUAAGCACUUAUCAUGAUGUGAAUGCAAAUUAAAGCUGUUGAGACAUAAGCCAUAAUGUAAAGAAAAUCAAAUUUAUUAGGUAAAGACAAGAAGGUACAAAAUUUGAGGACAGCUGAAGGAUAAGGAGGAAAGAGGUACCAACAAAGAAGUAGUAGUAUUCAAGAAAACAUGAUUGAAAGAAUAGGAAGAAGGAAUGGUGAUGAGUGAGAAAUAAAACAGAUAGCCUGCAUAAUGAAAUGAGAGAUAUUCAACAAUUUAGUUUGCAUAGGAUUAACAUCACAUAAUGCCAGUGAGCACUGGUCUGUGAAACAUGAAUAUACUGAUGCUUGGAAGAUGAGAAGUCAUUUUAAACUCUAGUGAAGAAUAUGAAAUUUGAAAGUUUUCCUGUGACAUUAGCCUAUCCAACUGAAUUUACUUUAAAUACAGCUCUUUAACACUUUACUCAACAACAUUUCUCAGCAUCUCUUUUGACCAGGCUUUUUAUUUUACCUUUCCUUCGCCACUGCUGUAAUUCUUUUUACCUCAUUUCCUUUCAUAUGGCUGUUGUCAUUCUUGCUGUUCUCUGCCACUAUUUCCUCUCUAAAAUAGUAUUAUCUCUUUCACCACAAAAAAUUAUGCAGUGCUAACCACUGCACAGCACAAAACCACAUUAAUGUUUGACACAAUCUCAUACUGACUCUCUCAAAACUUCACACUAAAUGUGUUUUGCAGCAAAGGCACUCCAAAUGAAAGAGCCAGUAGUUUCAAAAGAUACACUGAAACAGGAACAUGUCAUUCACACUCUUUUCUGUGCAUCGACAAGGAGGAAAUAAAUGUACUACAACCAUAAUGUCUGAAAAAUGACGCUGAGGUUCAGUAUGAUGCUGUCUAGAAACAGUGUGGAUUCAUUCUCAUGAUCUUUCAAAGAAAACCUUGCAGUUAUUCCCGAAUAGCAAUUGCUUAUACAUUUCUAUCAAGUUACAUAUGGCAUGCUGAGACAUGGACACUUGCGAAAACCUGUUACAAGCUCUCUUUGUACAUGGACCACACUGACAGACGGCACUUGAUAAAUAGUACUAAGACAACACAGAAGCAAACAACAGACAGAGUGCCCCACAAUCCAGUAAUUACCACAACUAUAAAUUGUGGGUUUGAUUCAUGAAGACCACUGAGUGGUCUGGAGAGUCCUCCUCAUUGUCCAGAAGUCUUGCACAGAAAAAAUUACAAAAUAAAGCCUUGACAAUCGCUUUUGGAGUGGUAAGUGAUUUCAGUUGCCCAGAUAGAUAUUUGAGGAAUACAGUGUGGUAAAAUAAGCUAACUGAUGUUUACAGAUACCUAAUCACUAGAAAAUACAGCUUACAAACCAAUAGUAACAUGACAUGUUAUAAGAACAGUAGGAUACUUCCAGCAAAAGUUUCUUUACAGUAUUCCACAUUCAAAAAUGAUAAUUCCUAUGCCUUGUACACUCACAUUAAUUACUAUUGCACAUAUUCAUUUCUGCAUGUAGAAUUGGAAGUAACACUCUGUUUUCAGAAACCUAUUAAAUAUAUGUUUAUAUUUUCUCACACACUUGAUUUCGAUAAGCAAUCUGCAUAAUUUUGGCUUCUGAAACAAUAUUCAGAUGAAUUUAAAUUGUACUGAUUGCAGUAAAAUCACUUUUAGAAAAUAUCUUCAUCAAGUGUCAUAACAAUAUCAUCCCUUUCUGUAAACAAUUUCAAUUUUAAGUUAAAAAUCAUGAUUUUACCAAAAAUGAAACUGUGGAAGGGAACAUUAUAACCUGCUGUUCCACAUAGCUCAUUAUUCUUCAAGUGCCUAGAACUGCAUGUUUUUCUCUUUAUUUAUAGGAAAAUGACAGGUCAGAUAGUGGUAUGAAUUCUAAAGACCUCAUUUAGGAUAUUGGACAUAUCAAGAUGUGACUUUGACAUCUACAAUACAACGUGUUUUGACAGAACCAAAAAUGUACUACAUGUAAAUAAUCAGAUGUCUUAAUAUUAACUUCCUAUAGGUUUCUAACAUAUAUUGUUAGAGCAGAAACCUCGAUAAAAUGUUCAAAUCUUAAAGUAGGCAAGAACUAGCUCCAUAAAAAAUUCAAGCCAUUGUUACUGUUCACAGAAUUACAUCCUGUUAUAGAGGAUUGUUAACAUUUAUAGAAUUAACCAAAAAUAAUGUUUGUGGUGUUCUGAAGUAAUACGAAGCUAGCUCACUUUAAAAAUCAUUAUUAUCUUUGCAGCUCAAUUCUAACAUUUAUUCAAGUAAUGUUUCACAUGCUUCUUCCUUUCUUAAAAUCAUAAAUAACUUUCAAGAAAAUAAGUAUUUGUUAGAUGUUUUGUUAAUUAUAUUAGCUGUAUAGUAAACAUAUAUUUUAACUGAGCAUAUUUUGGAAAAUUUGAGAAAGUUCUCUCAUCUGAAUUUUGGAGAUAGCUACACAAAACUAGUCUCUUCAAUAAUGUGUAAUAUUAUUCAUUCUGAUGAUUGAUGUCAGAAUGACAGACAAUACUAUGUAAAAUACUUGUUUUUAUUGCAGACAAGCCAGUGUUCUCUCUUCUUCAUUGUUUCAACUGUUUAUAGCACAAGAUAAUGUGUAACUAUUUUUAUACAGCAGUGAUAACAUUUUAUUGUGUAGAAAAAGGACUGUAUUUAGAGUCUUAAUCUCUUGCUUAAGCAUUCUAGCUGUGAAGCUGGUAGGCAACUAGCUUAUUAAAUUGAGAAAUAUUGUCCUUUCAAGCUGUUUUUCUGUUUUUACUUAAACUUAGACACGGUCCUUUAUGACAUCAUAAUUACAAAGCUUGAAUCAUCAGUGCUACUGGGGAUGUCAAUACAUUAAAUAGAUUCAACAGUAUUUCUUAAUUAUCAUAUCACAACACAAUAAUGUUACACUGUGAACAGAAGAUGGUAUUACAAGCAAGUGUUAGAACAGUUUGAACGUUUUUCCAAAAUAUUGUCUCCUUCAUCUAAUGUUUUGCAUUGAAUAACAGCAGAAAUAUUUUAGCAUUCUUAAAUAUACCACUGUCCCACAACCUCUGCUUUGCACCUAAACAUGGCUUUGUGUUACUUGUGAAUGAGACAUGUCACAUCUUAUGUACUUUCAAACAACAUAUGGGAAACUGAAUAACAUAUGCACAAGUAAAAAGUAUAAGAUUGAUAGGCAAUAGUAAGUGGACUGGUUGGCUGAUUGGUGAAUGCAAAACAUUUCAGUUAAAAUGAAUGUUUGCUCUUGUAACAAUCAUUUGUUGGUUUUGCAUGGCAAGUGGAUGGGUAUAUCAAUUUCAAUAAGCAAUCCUAAAUCCAUUACAUAUUUUACAUUGUAUCUAUGCAUUUACUUCCUAUAAACCUGACUUCAAAGUGGUUCUCCCCAUUUCAUUUUCUUGCACAUAGUUUGUAAAAUGAUACAUUUAUGAGUGGUGGAAUAAAAGUACUAAUGAAAUGGGAUGAUUACUAAAAACAGUAAAAGUCUCAUGCUUAAAUUAAUCUUGCUUCGUUUUAAAAAUUAUGCUUUCAUGUUACUGUGUUAAGAAAAACAUGAAACAGUGAGCAGGGGUUAAUAAAGACUCCUAAAUUCGGUCCUUUGUUUGAAGUAUGGACUUCUGAAUUACAUGUAUCAUGGUUCAGCAGCAAUGUGACUCUUCCACUCACAUGAUAUGUGAAUUAUACUCACUGAAAGCUGUCCUUGCUUAACAGAACGUACACCAAUACUGUACUGUAUAAUUUGUUACACUGCUAGAAUGAUAUUUAAGUGCCAACUGUUAUGAAAUGAUACAAAGAUGUUAUCUAAGGAACAAAUAUUGAAAUAUGGGCAAUACUUUAUCAACAUCUCAAGGUUUAUGCCACUGAAAAAGAUACACAAUCCCUACUGCGUAUGUUAAAGUUUUUAAGUAAUUAGUUUUAUUGUAUUGUGUAUACUGACUGCAGCUGUACACACAUCUGUUUUGUGUGGAUAUAAAAAAACUUGGAUAUGUCAAAGAAAGUUGGUUGCUUAGGUGGAACUCACACAGAAAAUGUCCUGAAAGCUGCAGACACAGAAAACUAUUACAUGCAAAUCAAAAUCAAAUUAAAUUUUUCAGUUGCCAUGGACAAAGUACAUUUUUCAUAUAUAAAUAUAUUUACUUAAUUUUUUUAUUGCUACCUGUAGCUUUUAUAGUCUGACAGAUUGGGUAUUAUAUUUUUAAUAUGUAAAAUAGUAUAUAAGGCAGAUACCCUUUCAUUAGAACCUGACAGGUUACUUAUUAGUAUUCUCUGUUGAAAUGGCAUCUCUGAAAUAAUGUACAGAUCUGGCACUUAAUAUGUAUGACAUACAAUCCCAUUCCACACCAUAGUCUGGAAUGCACAACUUUUAUAAUUUUAUGAUUUCAUGCCAAAAGACAUCUGAGCAUAAUUUCCCAUACAAAACAUCUGUGAAACAUUUCGUGUACAUUUGUUAAAUGUAGCAACUUUGUUAACUUUAUUAAUAUUGUGUUCUCAUGAAUAGCAAUCUUAGAAGUUUCAUAUCCAAGCCUAUGCUUACCCACUUACUCAAGAUAAGUAGAUUACUUGCUCAGAUAUUCUAAAUUGCGUUUUGAGCAUAAAGGCUACAGCAAAUAGUAACACACUAGUGUUAUAAAUGUUUACUGUAAUGCAAUCAAUGCGCACAGGUUUAUUGAUAUGAAAUUUCUAAUUUUACAUGUAAAAACAUUCAUAUUAUUUUUUUGCCUUGUUAAACCAAAAAUAAUUUUUUUCAUAUGUACAUAUCCAUGGUAAAUAUUGUUGUAUAUCAUAUACAAUAAAAUUGUUUUCCC